Messenger RNA from Acanthosepion pharaonis, 603 nucleotides. The record is from the annotation of a GenBank genome assembly. Lineage: Eukaryota; Metazoa; Mollusca; Cephalopoda; Sepiida; Sepiidae.
AUGUUCUUUCUCUUUCUUCUUUCCUUCUUUUAUAACCCAAACUUUAUUUCAUUAUUCAUUUUUCUUCUUUCUUUCCCAUUACUUCUUCCUUUAUUUUUCUUUAUUUUCUUCUUUAUUAGUUUUUUUAUAAACCAAUCUUUUAUAACCCAUUUUCUUCAUUUUCUUCCUUCUUUUUCUCUCUUCUUUCUUUUUAAUGCAUUUUUUCUUUCUUUUUCUUCUUUUGUCUCUUUUCUUCUUUUUCCUUUUUUAAUUAUAACCCAAUCUUUCUUUUCAUUCAUUUUUCUUCUUUCAUAUUCGCUUUUCUUUCUUUUUUUAAUGUAUUCUUUUCUUCUAUUUCUUUUUUUACUUAUUUUUCUUCAUUUUUUUCUCUUUUCUUUCUUCCCUUUUUUAAUGUAUUCUUUCUUUAUUAAUUUUCUUCCUUUUUUUCUUUCCUUCUUUUUAACCCAAUCUUUAUUUCUACAUCAAUUUAGAUUUCUUUAUUCUUUAUUCUUUUUCUUUCUUUCUUUCUUUCUUUGUAAUCCACCCUUUCUUUAUAAACUUUUCUUAUUUUUUCUUGUUUUUCUUCAUCAUUUUUCUUUUCUUCAUUAUUUAUUUAUUUAUUAA